Messenger RNA from Aureobasidium vineae, 2130 nucleotides. NCBI's taxonomy places the organism in Eukaryota, Fungi, Ascomycota, Dothideomycetes, Dothideales, Saccotheciaceae. The record is from the annotation of a GenBank genome assembly.
AUGACAGUUAGAGCUCAAAAAUUCACACCAGAAGUGUUGCUCUCGGCACCACGCCGAUCAGCAGGCGUACCCAAUGCCGAUGGCACUUUGGUUCUCUACACCACGAGCACGUACUCUUUCGAAUCUCACACUAAGACUGUCGAGUUGAGGAGCCUGGAUAUCAAGUCCAACGAGAGCACUCUACUAGUGCAAGAGAACAGCAUUAGCGAGCCUGCUUGGUUGCCUGGCAGCAAGAAUGUCUUCGUCUGCCUUAAGGGCGAGGACAAGGGCAAGACUUCUAUCCUCAUUGCAACAACCAAGUCUACCUCUGACUGGAAAGAUUCGACGUACACCGCUGGUUCGAUUGAUGCUCCUGCCAGUAGCCUGAAGAUCACGCAACUAUCCGACUCUUCUUACGCGGUUGUUGUGGCCGCCCAAUGCUCUCCAGAUGGGUCUUUGUACAACAGCGAGACAGCUUCCAAGACUCAUUCGACUGGAAAGCUGUACAAGAACUUGUUCGUGAGGCAUUGGGAUGACUAUGUCACUCCACAGAAAAACACCCUGUGGUAUGCUACUCUGACCAAGGCCAAAGAUGGCAAGUUCGAGUUGAGUAAGUGGGUCAAUGCUCUCAAGGGAGCUGGUCUUGAGAGCCCUGUUCCACCAUUUGGAGGCACAGACAGUUUCGACGUCAGCAAAUCUGGUAUCGUUUUUGUUUCCAAGGACCCCAAGGCCAAUCCUGCUUUGAGUACUAAGUGCAAUGUGUACUAUGUCGAGCUUCACACCUUUACGGAGGAUCCUGCCCCGAAGCCUUUCGAAUACAAGAUUCACGACUUCAAGGGUGCUAGUACUUCACCAGUCUUCUCUCCUGACGGCAAGAAGGCUGUCUUCUUGAGCCUGUCUACUGCUGGAUACGAGAGUGACAAGUCUCAGAUCUUUCUGAUUGAAGACCUGAAGAAGGAUUCGGUCAAGCGUAUAUUUGACCAAACGAAGGAGGGAAAUCUAGACAAGAGCCCACAAAAUAUCGUCUUUAGCCACGACGGCAAGACUCUGUACUUCUCCGCUGAAGAUGAAGGAUACAGUCGCCUCUUCGCCUUGACAUCAGUAGGUUCUGACGUCAAAGUGUUGCGCCCACUGACGAAAACUGGUUAUGUUUCUGAUGUGCGACCUCUAGAGUCAGGAGAUGUGUUCUAUACCAGCAGCUCUCUCGUCGACUACUCAUCGUACAGCAUCAUCGGAAGCUCGGAAGCUGAAGCACAAGGUGCGAAGUGGACACACUCAUCAUCCAAGGGCGGUUCUUCUCUUGGUCUGAAAGCUUCUCAGGUCUCUUCCAUCCAUACACCUGCUUCGGACCCGACAGUGAACAAGACUGUGCAUUCUUGGGUAUACAAGCCAUCCAACUUCGAAGAAGGCAAGAAGUAUCCGCUUGCUCUUCUGAUUCAUGGUGGACCUCAAGGAUCUUGGGGAGACUCGUGGAAUGUGGUUGUCACACCAAACAUCACUGGUUCGACAGGUUAUGGUCAGGCUUUCACCAAUGCCAUCAGAAAGGAUUGGGGCGGUGCACCUUACAAUGACCUCGUUAACGUCAUGGACUGGAUCGAGAAGAACAUGUCUGAAGUCGACAUGACAAGAGCAGUAGCUCUUGGUGCGAGCUACGGUGGAUACAUGGUCAACUGGCUCAACGGCCACGAUCUGGGGCGCAGAUUCAAAGCACUCGUCUGUCACGACGGCAUUUUCUCGUUUGCUGGUGUCCACGACUUGGGCGGUACACCCUGGUACUCCCCCUCCAAGAACCAAACCACGGACGAUGCCAAAGAGACAUUCGGACAGACCUCACUAGACGCCUGGAUCAAGAAUGACCCAAGCCGCUACCUCGACCACUGGCAAACACCUCAACUGGUCAUCCACAACGAAAAAGACUAUCGUCUGUGUAUUUCCGAAGGACUUGCAGCCUUCAAUGAUGAAAAUCACUGGGUGCUCAAGCCGGAGAAUAGUUUGGUGUGGCACAAGGUUGUGCUGAACUGGAUCAACAAGUAUGCUGGCCUCCCUGCGUACUGUGAGGAUGACGAAGAGAGUGAGAACUUCUUUGGUGGAGUAAAGGAGGACAAGAAAGAGCUCGUCGAGAUGGCUGGUAUGGGCAAGCCCGAGACUUGA